AGCUGAUCGAGGCUCAAGAUGGAGGCGGCGGAGCUGUGGUGAGGCGGGCGCGCGAGCUGGAUUAUUGUGGAUUUGUGCCGUAGUGCGGGCUAUACUCCACUAUGUUAUGGAUGGAUCAGCUCUAGCGGGAGUGGAUAGCAUGGUCAGUAUGAGGGGCGAAGGCAUGGUGUCGGGGCAGAGCAAUGGCGUUCCCGGGAGUGACGGAGGGAGCGUGAGUGAGUCUUCGUCGGCCACAGCCAUCAGCGGGGGAACGAAUGGGAAUAAUCAGGUGGAGUGCCAUAAUGGUGGAGCGACGAGGAACGGGGAGUCGCAGUGGAGUCUUGUGGCCAGCGACGGCUCCAAGAUGAACAAAAUCCAAGAGAUCGUCGAGAAUCAUACAAGCAUGCCGAGCAAGUGUCACGUGGAAAACCUGGUGCAGCAGGUGGGACAGCUGUCGGAUGUAGAGAAGUUCCUGUUGUACCUCAAACUUCCUGUGGGACGCUCUCCAGACACCGACCCUUUGAAGCAACCAUUGAAUCCUCUUGGGAGUCGCUGUGAAAUUCAGCUCACAAUAACAUGGAUAAAGACUCACCUGGAGAUGAACAGCGAGGUGUCUCUGCCGAAGCGGGAAGUCUAUAAUGAGUACAUGCAUUACUGCAACCUCAAUAACAUCAAGGCUCUAAGCACAGCAGAUUUUGGCAAGGUGAUGAAACAAGUAUUUCCUGGAGUGAGACCACGGAGGCUUGGCCAACGAGGGGCCUCCAAGUACUGUUACUCUGGCCUACGCAAGAAAUGGGCCCUUGACCCACCCUCUUUGCCAGAUCUUAAUGACAACAUGACAAAGAAGAAUGUGCUUGGCAUGGAUUGUGUGGUUGAUGAGGGUGAGGUGGACAGAGCAGCAAAUUGUCUAGUGUUGGAAUGGGCGGAAAAACUAUGGUCUGUUAAAUUUGAAAGCAUUCGUGACUUGGCUCUUCAUCUGGUUAACAAAAACUAUGUGGACAACAGGUCGAUGGCAGCAUUCACCCUGCUGUCAGUUGCAGACCAAAAUCAAGGCAUGUUGGUGAGUGGAGGGACAGGAGGUGGAAAGCACAGAGAGACUCAGCUGCAACUUCAACGAAAGUUGCAGGAACGGGAGCACAUCAGAGAGCAGAAGAGGAAACUGCAGGAGCAGCAGCCAGCCAUCAACAAGGCAAAUGAGCGGCCAAAAUCUCGGAGGAGGAGUGGGGCAUCGCGCAAUCCUUCUGGUGAGACUGUAACCAAUGGCACCUCUGCUGUGUCAUCAAAGUCCAAUUCCCAUCACCCCCCAGCAGCCGCUGUCACUACCACCAUUACUGCCACUACGAACACCACUAAUGGCAACUGUGAUAGCCUCCUGUCUGAGCUUCCUAAUGGUGCUACCGGAGAUAUUGCAGGCAGUGAUGGUAACAAUAUUGUCAGCAUAACUAAUAUCAAGCAGGAAGAGAGUCUAGAGUUUCUGGACUCACUUACAGAUGACAAGCUCCUAGAUGCCAAGGUGGUUAUAGAUGGUAAGAAUGGAAACUUUCACAGUAACAUCAUCACGAAUGUGGGCCAUACGCAGCAACCGCUCAGAAGAAAUUGCAAUACAAAUAACAAUUGUGAAGUCAAGGUUCCCUGUAACAAAGUACCAAACCCAAAAUCUAACCCUGCCAAGAAACCGUUCCUUAUUAUGCAGUCCAGCACUCCCAAGACCACAUCACCCAAGUCCAGGUUCAAAGCCAUCCAGCCCAAGGUUACUGACAGCAUGCAAGGGACAUUACCUGUGGGAUCUCAGUGGUCAGACAUCUUAGGAGGCACAGAGGACAUCACACACCCCAAAACUGAAGUCCUUUUGCCGGUAAAUUAUGGCGGCCAGUUGAUGGUUGAGUCUGGAAUUCAGCAAGUGACUCAGCGUGAACAGCAACAACAGCACCAGCACCACCAACAACAACAACAACAACAACAACACCAACAACAACAACAACAACAACAACAACAGCACCAACAACAACAACAACAACAACAACAACAACAAGUUCAGCAAAGACAAAAUCUGACCAAUAAUAACUGUACUAACAGUCAUGAGGCGGAAGAAGAAUUAAUUCAGUACUUCCACAAAAAUGCUGAUAUGGAUGAUGCUCAGAAGUCAAGUCAGCUGUCAGAAUUGCGGAAAUUGCUUCAGAGAAACCUACCAGGGGGUCAAGCUCAGGGGGGAGUGGGGGUCAGUGCUCAUCCACUAAUGACUGAUACAGACAUUGAUCAGGAUGUGCAGGGAACAGGAGGAAUGAGAAGAAGAGUCAGUUUCCAACCAUCACUGGAUGGAGGAGACAACUUGAAUCCUCUUAUGGGAGGACAGACUGUGGGGUCAGUGCCACCAAGUCCCAAUACACGCAGAACUCAGUUUAAUUUUACACCAAUAGGUAGUAAUCUGGACCAAACACAAGGUAUGUCUCAGUGCUCUAGUGCAAAUGCUAGCCCUUUUAUGUCUCCACGGAAUACCCCAUUACCUAGAUCGAGACACAACUCUGGUCAAACCAAUUCAACAUAUGUAACACCUCGUAGUACACCAUUUACACCAGACCAACCAAACCAUCCAGUUGCGUCUGAAUGCAGCACACCAUUCAUGUCACCAAUAACAACACCCUUGUUUCCAAGGUCACGCCACAAUUCAAAUCAGAAUCAUCGCAGUCCGUACACCCCUAACUGCCGCUCCCGGCACUCCUCUGGUGCCCCUACUUUUAGACAUGCACCAUACACCCCAGACGACAUGUCUAGUCGGCGUGGAGGGAAGUUCCGUUCAAGACAUUCAUCAGGAAGUGUUCCACCAUCUCCCUCCUCUGCUCCCCUCUCACCUCUGGUGCAAGAUGGUUCAGUUCACCCCUCUCAAGACUCAAGCAUACAACUUCCUUCAGCCUCCAUGUUACAUCAUAUGCUCAAGAAUAAACAAACUGUAAGUGGGUACAGUGACUUGCGCCGUCGGCACAUGUCAGCAGGGCCAACUAUCCAUUAUCAGCCUCAGCCUCCUGCCUUCUCUAUUGAUCCAUUAUCCCAAGAGGUAUCCAAUGUAAUGACAAACUCCCAACCUGGACCAAGCAAUACUCUGCCAGGUAAUCUAAAUAGACCCCAAUCAGUUCCACCUUUACAGAUGCUCAAUAUGCCAUCCUGUACUCAAGAAUCUUUUGCCAAAUCGCAUCCCAACACACCUGUUGUUAAUCAGCAGUUUGUGUUCACUGAGAGUUGUGUGUCUCAACCUUCCUCUUAUGCACCUACUCCUGUACCCAGUGAAUGCAAUGACUUUACUGAUAGUUAUAAUUUAGAGAUUGACCCAAUGCUGGAUGUCAAUUUGUCAGGUGAUGCAGGAGGGACUGUUGGGCUGGAUUCCAUGGAUUCUUUGACUCUGACUAAUAGCCAUACAACAGACCUGUCAACACUUUCAGACCCUCUUCAAGUUCCUCCUAACAUGGACCCUUUUUCUGUAAGCUAUUCUUCAGAAACUGGGGAUAUGAGAUCUAUGGAAGAGCAAAUAGGAGUAAGUGAAGUGACUCUCAGUAGUAGUUGUUGUAUGGAUAACACACAAGGACAGCAAGUUGAUAGUGCUGGUGGUGGUGGUGGACAGGGACCAUUAAUCAGUACGGCCUCCAUGCUCACGCUCAAUGCUCUAAACCGCUCACUGGAAAAUCCUGGUAGUGGGCUGGAGGAGGACUUCCGGCCAACCUUGCCGGAUCUGGGUGAUCAGGAAGUGUUCAAUUCUUUGGUGCUGGAUGUGAAUAAAGACUGACAUCAGCCUGCCACCUGGGCAAAAUAUUUGACAUAAUUUUGUCAGCUGCUGAGGGGGCACCCAUAGUCAUGGAAACUUUAAAACACAUGUUUUAAAGAUGUGAAAUUUGGGUAUCCUGGUUGAUGUUUACCUCUUCAACACAGACACAGUGCUGAAGCACUAGCACAGAUAUGGCUGAUUUGUAUACAUAGGAGCAUAGGAGCAAGUAUACAUAUGUACAUUUUGAGUCCAGUUUUGGUAUACUGGAGUCAAGCUUAAAUAUUUCCUAUGUAUACUUGACUUUGGCUUAAGAUAUAUCUUGUUUGCUUAAGCACAGCUUAAGGUAUGCCUUUGCAUAUUAAAGUCCGUCUGGAGGUACAUUGCCUGUUGGAAUCCAUCUUUAGGUAUACUGCUAUAUGCUGAAUCUUAUAUUGUGUAUACGGAGGUCCAGUUUAAGGUGUACCUGUAUAUGUGAAUCAUAAGGUUCUCUGGACUGCCAGAGUCUGGCUUUUUAGCUUUGAUUUUACCAGUUUCCUGCAACUGCCGGGUAUGUGAUUCAGGAAAUAUUGGUGUUAACUUUUGUACUUUUUCUCUCUUUUUAUCCUGAGCUACUAGUCCCAACUAGUAGGUUGUCAGAGAGAAUCAACUCUCAGACAAAUGUGAUCUCAACAAAGGAACUUCUAUAUUUUAGCUCCCAUAAUUAGAAUAAGAGAAAAUAAUUAUUCUAUCAAGCUCAUUGCAGCAACAGUGAGUAGUUGGGUUACCGAAUGGCACUGGGAAAAGAUUGUUACAAGAUGUGCGCACAUCUGGCUCAUCUCUCUGAGGUUAGAGCAUCACAGUUUGUUGUUUUCUUUGUCAAGAGCUGCAUGUGGCUGUGAAUAUACCCUUACAGCCAUUGUGUCUAUGUCUAGUGUGGCAUACUUCUUGUUGGUCUUAAUUUUUCUUCAUAUUGCAAAUUGGUAAUAUUCAAGAUUUUAACAUUCAUCUUCUUUUUUUCAUUUCCUUUUUUUUGUAAACAUGUAAGUUUAUAUAUUUUUGGGCUUAACUGUGUUGCUUUAGUGAAUUUAUUAAAAAAUAAAUAUUAAUCACAUAAUUGCACUUGGUUCCUUUUCAAAGGAUGUUACAUUUCAAGUUAAAUUGAAACUAACUUGCUGCUUUUCAUCUGAGUAGCAGGUGUUGGCAACAUCCAUACUUCUUAUGGAUAUGUUGAGCAUUCUGAUGAGAAGUUGUGGCAUCAAAGUCAAGCUCUAAAAGACUUACAGAGGUUGGUAGUGAUUGAGGAUUAGGUUUUGCAUGCUAGUUUGGCAGGUCAGAACCUUAGUUGAAUGUGCCCAACUGCUAAGUUUCGUUAAUUUACUUUAAUUUACUUGUUCCAAGUAUGGUUUAACUUCCAGGUCUUUGCAGCUACACAGCAGCAUAAGUCUUGUUGUAACUUGAGACUUGGAUAUCUUUUUACAAAUCUUCAGCAUUGUGUUAAAAUGCUGCAGAAAUUGUGGACACAUUGUGUACCUUGUAUAUAUGUAUUAAGAUGUGUAAUAUAAGUAGUUUUGACUCUUGGAUGUUUGUGGAUUUUAGCAGAGGUAGAAUAAGGCAUUCAGUGUUUACUUUUUCACUGUCAUGACAAAGCAUUGACAUUAGUUCUUAUAUACACAACCAUUGGUUAGGAAGCAGCGACCGUGUCAGCUGUGGUGUGUGGGAGGGUCAUCAACACAUAGGUUUAAGUAAGCCAGCAGCAAUGAUGGUGUGCUAUAAGAGAGUAUGCUCAACAAUAUAUUAACUAGAUUUUAUUGUAAAUUAUACGGGGUUCUUAACACUCCAUAAUGUAUCUGUGAUAACAAAGAAAAAGAAAAAAAAAACAUACAAAAAGUUUAAUAUUUUAAAAGUCUACAGCAAAAAGAUUAAUUUGUAGUUUUCACUUUUUUUGAGUUACUGCAAAGGUUAUUUUAGUAGGUAGGUAUAUCUAUAUAUUUUUACCCCACCAACUUACUUUAAAUCCAUGUGUAAUUUUGUGAUCUCGACCAUUGAUGUCAGGGAGUAGUUUGUGGUGUCAACUUAGAAAAAACAAUCCAGGAGUAGUGUGCAGAAUUGUUUUGGAUGUGACCAUCAAACGCAGUGCAUUUACCAUGUUUGGUGUGUACCCAGGCGUGUAAGUGAAGGGAGUAGAACAGUCAUUAAAUAGCAGAUGCUGGAAUUAAGGCAUUGGAAGAGAAAGCUAAGAAUUAUAGAUACACAAGUCACUUUGAUUUCUAGUAAGUGCAAGGGUUGUAAAACAAGUGAAGAUCAGACAAAAUUAAAAUCUUGGGUUCUAUAAAAGUAAAGAAAGGGAAGGCAGACAUGUAAUGCUUGGAUUAUCAUUAUAUUUUUUUACCAUCUGUUAAUACUUGUUGCUGUCUUCAUAUCAUCCAUGUUUAUUGUCCUUAAGCAUCUGUCUUCAAACAUUUAGUUAGGUGUAUAGUUUUAUCAGGUGACUUAUUUUUUAUUGUUAUUAUAAUUUCUUUUUGUGAAAUUUGUUUGUAUUUUAAGCAUGCAAAAUUCACAAAUUUUGAGUUGAUUUUUUAUUUUUAGGAAACUGAUUGUUUUUUGUAGAAAUUGCCCGAGCAGUUUUUGUCUGAAAGUGAACAAUAAGUGAUGCAUUCAGUUCCCCUCCCUCAGCCACCUCCAUCAUCACCAAAAUUCUGGGUUUACUUGCACUUUACUUCACUUGUUCCUGGGUUCCUGACACAGUUUUAAAGAUUUCUAGCUUUGUACUCAUUUUGAAAAAGUACAAUAUCUUUAUCAUAAAAAAAGCCACUGAGUUUAUUGAUAAGAUUAUAUUUCUGAUUAUUGGAUGAGAUAUUGUACUUUCACAAUAAGAGGGAAGGUAAGCUGGUGAUCUGCUGCCAUAGUUGAGACUGAGUAUCCAACACUGUGUGGAUUGUCAGAAGAGCCCUGUGCUUGGCUCUUUGUAAGCCAUACCUUAUGGACUUCAGGAGUCUUGUGUGUUCAAAGAAGCAAAUGUACAUAUUUGCAUUUGAAGAUUUCACAAGGAUUUUGUACUGUUGUAGUAUGAUAGUUGUACUAAGGUCUAACAUUUACUUUUUAUUUCUGUCACUUAGGAAUUCCUUUCCUCAGACUUCUAUUGUUGAGUGACAGUUAAACCCGGUGUUAUAUUUUGUUGUUUGUAAUAUAGAUAAAAUAAUUUUUUCCAGUUAUCAGUAAGGUUUUAUUCAUUGCAAUGUGUUGCUUUGACAGAUCCAAGAGCUUUUGUAUGUAUGCUGCUACAGCUCCGUGGCUAUGAAGGAUAUAGGAAUGUGUAGUUCAGUGUGUAGUUACAAGUUGUAGCUUAUCGGUAAAAACAUCGACUCUGUUGAGAAAGCAAAUAUUGUUUAUUUUGUCUUGUGAUUAUAACAUUUGUGAAGGACAGAAUGUCAACUUAUAUUUAUAACCUGUAACUUUAGGUUGCAGCAGACAUACAGCUAGGUUUCAAGGGGGAUCAAUAAACAAAUUCUGUCUCCUGAUUUUAAAAAGACUCCAGUUUAAUUGCAACUGCCAUUUUCUGUUUCAGAAACAGAAUUACCACUUAGGCCUAA
Messenger RNA from Penaeus monodon (black tiger shrimp), 7302 nucleotides. RefSeq names its product probable serine/threonine-protein kinase yakA. Gene Ontology annotation, molecular function: RNA polymerase II cis-regulatory region sequence-specific DNA binding; DNA-binding transcription factor activity, RNA polymerase II-specific. NCBI's taxonomy places the organism in Eukaryota, Metazoa, Arthropoda, Malacostraca, Decapoda, Penaeidae. The transcript has 7 exons. Gene Ontology annotation, biological process: regulation of transcription by RNA polymerase II. The record is from RefSeq and is a predicted model, not a curated record. Bases 107 to 3754 code for a protein of 1215 amino acids.